Molecule: messenger RNA, 1376 nt
Organism: Mercurialis annua (annual mercury)
Lineage: Eukaryota; Viridiplantae; Streptophyta; Magnoliopsida; Malpighiales; Euphorbiaceae
Product: protein TRIGALACTOSYLDIACYLGLYCEROL 1, chloroplastic
Exons: 3
Coding region: 191-1291 (366 amino acids)
Biological process (GO): phospholipid transport
Cellular component (GO): ATP-binding cassette (ABC) transporter complex
Source: RefSeq, a predicted model, not a curated record
UUAAACCGGUCCCGUUAUUGGGAUUAUUAAUCACAGAGCUCGUUUAUCCCAAACAAAGACGACAGAGUGUAAACUACAGAGAGUUCUUAAACGACGGCCGGAAAAAGACGAAGCUUUUUAGGGUUAAUCAUCUUCAUCAACUGUGAUUCUUUUAGCCAUGACUGAGAAACUGCAGUGACAGGGGAGAGUGAUGGCCGCUGCCGCUGGUUGCUGGAUGUCACCUAAAACUAAUUUUUCCGGCGGAGGAGCCAACUUGCAAACUGCUUCUCAUAUUCGUUUCCUCCGGUUCGACAUUUCGGGCAGAAGCACCCAUGUCAAGCCAAAGGCGUGGACCGCAAUGGGAACCUUGAAAUCGAGCCAUCUUAGCUUCGCUCGAGUAACAUACAAUCACAAAUCUCUAUUAACUGCGGUUCCUAAUGCAAAUGAUGGUCACACAUCCGCCUCUCUUGUUGACGAAGAAGAACCGAAUACUAACCAUGCACUUAGUUCUGAACCAGAAACUUUCUUAAGUAAAUGGUCACCUCCGUCAUAUCUAUGGAGGGGGUUGUCUGUUUUGGUUGUGGCCGGGCAGGUAAUUGUCAGGAUUUUAAAGGGAAAAAUUCACUGGAGAAAUACUCUUCAACAGUUGGAGAGAGUUGGACCCAGGUCAGUUGGGGUUUGUCUAUUGACAUCUGCUUUUGUUGGUAUGGCUUUUACCAUUCAAUUUGUGCGAGAGUUUACCCGGUUAGGAUUGCAACGAUCUGUCGGUGGUGUAUUAGCUCUAGCUUUUGCAAGGGAAUUGAGUCCUGUAGUCACAUCGAUUGUAGUUGCUGGCCGUAUAGGUAGUGCAUAUGCAGCCGAGUUGGGAACAAUGCAGGUUUCGGAACAAACCGACACAUUGAGGGUUCUGGGCACCAACCCUAUCGAUUAUUUGGUGACUCCUCGAGUGAUUGCUUCCUGUAUCGCUCUACCUUUGCUAACUCUAAUGUGUUUCACAGUGGGAUUGGCGUCCAGCGCCAUACUAGCCGAUGGUGUCUUUGGAGUUAGCAUCAACAUCAUACUGGAUUCAGCUCAUCGAGUACUUAAAUCUUGGGAUAUAAUCAGUGCAAUGAUCAAGUCGCAAGUUUUUGGUGCCAUCAUAUCAAUUGUGAGCUGUGCUUGGGGAGUUACUACAUCAGGAGGCGCUAAAGGUGUCGGUGAAUCAACAACUUCCGCUGUCGUUAUCUCACUUGUCGGUAUCUUUAUUGCUGAUUUCGCAUUGUCCUAUUUCUUUUUCCAAGGAUUUGGGGAUUCUCUAAAGAAUGCUAUGUAAACAAAUGAGCCUGUUUGUCAAUGAUAUUGAACUUUGUUUAGCUAUUGCAGAUCUAUCUAAUUAUAAAUAUCGAAAAGUUUCUUAA